CUGCGUCCUGUGCUCUGUAGGCAGUUCUGUAUCGAGGAGCUGGAGCACAGCCGGGACUUCUUCAACAACCAGAACCGGCUGCUGAGGCUGCUGCUGUCCAUGUUCACGCUGCUGUCGGCCAACUCCGAGCUGGUCUGCUACCUCAUCAUCGUGCUGAACAACGUGGUCAGUGCCUCGGUCAUUUCGCUGGUCCUGCCCAUGCUGGUGUUCCUAUGGGCCAUGCUGGCUGUUCCGAGGCCCACCAAGAGGUUCUGGAUGACUGCCAUCGUGUGA
Molecule: messenger RNA, 273 nt
Organism: Menidia menidia (Atlantic silverside)
Lineage: Eukaryota; Metazoa; Chordata; Actinopteri; Atheriniformes; Atherinopsidae
Source: the annotation of a GenBank genome assembly